AUUGACAGUGGAUGUUCGAGACAUAUGACGGGAAACUUAACACUGCUAGAGAACAUCCAUCCUAUCGAAGGUCCCUUGGUGACAUUUGGAGACAACGAGAAGAAAGGACGCACAAAGGCUGUUGGUGAAAUUCAUAAGAAUGAAUUGGUGAUCAAGGGGGUAUCUUACGUUGAGGGGCUCAAAUUCAACCUCCUUAGCACAAGCCAGUUCUGUGACAAGGGCUACAGAGUGAUCUUCACCAAAAGCAAGUGCCAAAUCAUACAAGAGGAAUCUCUCGAAGUCGUCCUGGAAGCAGCAAGGAAAGGAAACAUGUACAUAGUGGAUUGGAGAUCUGCCAAACCAUCCCUAUGUAUGCUGGCAAGGAGCAAGGAAGACUUAUGCUGGGAUUGGCACAGUAAGCUUAGCCAUCUGAACUUCAAAACUAUCAACAAGCUUACUAAGAGGAACCCUGUGGAAGGACUGCCCAAAGUUACGUUUCGAAAGGACAAGAUUUGUGAGGCAUGUCAACGUUGUAAACAGAUCAAAUCCUCUUUCAGAACCAAAACAUUAUCUACUAGACCACUAAGUCUUCUCCAUAUGGACUUAUUUGGCCCAGUAGAUCCACCCAGCAUGAGAGGAAGAAAGUACACUCUUGUGGUAGUAGAUGACUACACAAGAUUCACCUGGACCGUGUUCUUAACCAAGAAAAGCGAGACAAAAGUUGCCUUACCAAACCUUCUGAAGCAGGUUCAAAUUGAAAAGGAUGUCUCGAUACUAAAGAUUCGGUCAGAUCAAGGUGGAGAGUUCGUUAAUCAAGUUAUCGAGAGCUACUGCAACGAGAACGGUAUUCAUCAUCAGUUAUCAGCUGCUCGAACGCCUCAACAGAACGGGGUUGCUGAAAGAAGGAACAGAACUCUCAAGGAAGCUGCAAGGACCAUGCUCUCGCAAGCCAACAUAUCUCAAGGAUUUUGGGCAGAAGCAAUCAACACAGCGUGCUAUACCCAAAAUCGAUCCUUGAUCGUGAAAGGAGUUGGAAAGACUCCAUAUGAGUUGUGGAAUGGAAGAAAACCGAAUGUAAGCUACUUCCACACAUUCGGGUGCAAAUGCUAUGUCCACAACAAUGGGAAGACUCAGCUAAGGACUUUUGAUGAAAAGGCAGAUGAUGGAGUAUUUCUGGGAUACUCAUCGACAAGUAAAGCAUUCAGAGUCUUCAACAAGCGGAGAUUGGUGGUUGAAGAAUCCAUACAUGUCUCUUUUCUCGAAGCCAUACGCAUCUUUUUCGCAUAUGCCGCCUUCAAAGACUUCAAAGUGUAUCAAAUGGAUGUCAAGAGCGCUUUUCUGAACGGACUUCUCGAAGAAGAGGUGUACGUUGAACAACCUCCGGGUUUCUUGAAGGACGUGGGAGCUGACAAAGUAUACAAGUUGAAGAAGGCACUUUACGGCUUAAAACAAGCUCCGAGAGCUUGGUAUGAUACCUUAUCCUCUUUUCUACUUCAGUGUGGGUUCACCAAAGGCCUAGUGGACAAAACAUUGUUUAGAAUUAAGGAUGGGGAUCACAUCUUAUUGGUGCAAAUCUAUGUGGACGAUAUCAUUUUUGGAAGCACCAAUCCAGACUUGUGCGAGAAGUUCUCCAGGUUGAUGAAAGGGAAGUUCGAGAUGAGCAUGAUGGGAGAACUCAACUACUUCCUUGGAUUACAAGUGAGACAGCUUAAGGAAGGUAUCUUCAUCAAUCAGGAGAAAUACACCAAGGAUCUGCUCAGGAAAUACAACAUAGAAGGGAAAUCCUCAGUCAAAGUACCCAUGGGAACCUCUCUACGUAUCGAUGUCGACAGUGAAGGUCGAGAGGUCGAUCAAACUACGUAUCGAGGUAUCAUCGGAUCUCUUCUUUAUUUAACUGCUAGUAGACCAGAUAUAUCCUUUGCAGUAGGUGUAUGUGCUAGAUUUCAGGCAAGUCCUAAGGAAAGUCACUUAAAUGCAUCUAAAAAGAUCCUUAGAUACCUCAAAGGUACGCAAAGUGUUGGACUUUGGUAUUCGAGAGGUGGAUCUUUCGAACUUAUGGGUUAUUCAGAUGCGGACUUUGCCGGUUGUAAAAUAGAUCGAAAGAGCACAUCAGGGACAUGUCAGUUUCUAGGUGGAAGACUUGUCUCAUGGUUCAGUAAGAAACAGCAUUCGAUAGCUACAAGCACCGCUGAGGCAGAAUACGUAGCAGCUGGAAGUUGCUGUGCUCAGAUUUUAUGGAUGAAGCAACAACUACUGGAUUAUGGUUGUAACACCCCGAUUAUGUGUGAUAACACCAGUGCUAUAGCUAUUACUCAGAAUCCAGUGUUACAUUCAAGGACAAAACACAUUGAUAUCACGUAUCACUUCAUCCGAGACCAUGUUGAGAAAGAGGAUAUAACUUUGAAAUAUGUUGCAACUGAGGAGCAACUAGCAGAUAUUUUCACAAAAGCGUUAUGUGAAAAUAGAUUUUCUCAACUAAGGUUAGAAUUGGGAAUGAUAAGAGUUGAACUGCCAAAGAGGGCCAAGAGGGCCAAAACAGUGGCAGAUGCUGAGGAACCACGAGUGGUGGUUCGAGAGUUAUCAGUCCCAGCAGCAGAAGAUCAAGUCUCAGUUGAAGCCGCUGCUGAUGAUCAGGGCACUGUGGUCAGGGACCCAGUGCAAAAUGCUGAAAAUGUUGUAAUGACACCCAUGGAAUCUGCACAAGUCGAAAGAUCAAUUGCAAGAACAAUAGCAGAUGUUGGGUUGACUCGUGAUCUCUCGGAUGAUCAUCGAGAGAUAAAUGAACACGCAGUGGAUUGUGCAUCGCCAACAGAACUUCUGUCUGCUGACUCUGAUGAGCUGAAUGCUGAAGUCACUUCUCAGUUGAAUCAAAGUCCGAUUGAUCAACUGGUUUCGAGAGCAGCAAAUAUGGUGGCAGAGGAGGACUUUGCUUUAAACUGGCUCGCCACUGCUUUAUCCUUGGGAUAUCCAGUAGUAGAUACGAGAGGUCCAGGAGAAACCUCAGGAGUUGCAAGAAAUGAUCCUGGAUAUCCAAUACCAACAGCAGCAACACCAAUAUCCCAAGUUCGUGACUCUGCUCUGGACGAACAGAUAGAGAGUAUUAGUUUGUCUAGGCAAUCUCCUAUAGUAUCUAGUGAGGAACUUACUGAGGUGGAAGUAGAAGCUGUGGAGAGAAAUCAAUCUCAGCAGCAAAAUGUGCCUCCUUCUCAAUCUGAUGUAGACAAUUAUGUGAAGAAGGUGAGGGAUGCAGUUAGAUAUGUCAAAAAUUCUCCUGCUAGGCUAAAAAAAUUCAGUGACCUUGCUGAUUUAAUAAGGGUGGAAGCCAAGUCUAAUUUGACUCUUGAUGUACCAACUAGAUGGAAUUCAACCUAUUUGAUGCUUAAGAAUGCACUCACAUAUCAAAAAGUAUUUGGGGCCUAUGAAGAAAAUGAUAGUUCAUUCUCCUCUGAUUUAGGUAAAUCUGUCCCAGAUUUUAUGGAUUGGCAUUCUGUUGAGCAUAUGUUUGAAAUGGUAGAAGCUGAAUAUGCCUCUGUUAAGUUGAUGGGUUCAAAUAUGAAAAUGAAUUCUUCUGUUUCUACUACUAUUGUGCAAGAGACUUCUGUCACUAGUACAUCCCACUCUGAAUCUGUCACCAUUGCCUCUGAAUAUGCUUUUAGCAUUAGUGGAAGAGUGUUAGAUGCAUUUAGGAGUUCUUUAACUCAUAGGAUAGUGGAAACACUUGUUUGUGCCCAAGAUUGGAUGAGGUUGCCAAAUCACCCCAUCACAGUGGAAGAAAAUCUGGAUGAGGUGGAGAGAUUAGAAAAAGAAUUGAUGAGUGGCAGUGGAGUUGGUUUAUCACUUGCCCCAAUGCUAUAA
Messenger RNA from Ipomoea triloba (trilobed morning glory), 3834 nucleotides. RefSeq lists its product as uncharacterized. Gene Ontology annotation, molecular function: nucleic acid binding; protein dimerization activity. Gene Ontology annotation, biological process: DNA integration. The transcript is spliced from 14 exons. Lineage: Eukaryota; Viridiplantae; Streptophyta; Magnoliopsida; Solanales; Convolvulaceae. The annotation marks the transcript as partial. The record is from RefSeq and is a predicted model, not a curated record.